Messenger RNA from Rotaria sordida, 2526 nucleotides. The record is from the annotation of a GenBank genome assembly. NCBI's taxonomy places the organism in Eukaryota, Metazoa, Rotifera, Eurotatoria, Philodinida, Philodinidae.
AUGGCUAGAGCGAUUGGUAUUGAUUUAGGCACAGUAUAUUCGUGUGUCGCUGUAUUUCAACAUAAUAAUGUCGAAAUCAUCCCGAAUGAUCAAGGUAAUCGAACAACACCAUCAUAUGUUGCAUUCACCGAUAGUGGACGAUUGAUCGGUGAUGAAGCUAAAAACCAAGUAGCAAGAAAUCCAAAUAAUACAAUUUUCGAUGCUAAACGACUUAUUGGUCGUAAAUUCAAUGAUGCAACUGUACAAGCUGAUAUACAACAUUGGCCAUUUCUAGUAAUUAAUGAUAAUGGUAAACCUAAGAUUCAAGUUGAAUAUAAAAAUAAAAUAAAGUUAUUCACACCUGAAGAAGUAUCGUCAAUGAUACUAACAAAAAUGAAAAAUAUAGCAGAAGCUUAUCUUGGUAAAAAAGUCUCCGAAGCUGUCAUUACUGUACCAGCCUAUUUUAAUGAUUCACAACGUCAAGCAACCAAAGAUGCUGGUACUAUUGCUGGUCUUCAUGUAUUACGUAUUAUCAAUGAAUCAACAGCUGCUGCUAUUGCUUAUGGGUUAGAUAAAAAAGUUACAAAUGGACAAAAUGUAUUAAUUUUUGACUUGGGCGGUAGUACUUUCAAUAUAUCAAUUUUAAUUAUUGAACAAGAUCUAUUAGAAGUUAAAUCGACAGCCGGUAAUACACAUUUAGGUGGGGAAGAUUUUCUUAAUCGAAUGGUUGCAUAUUUUAUUCAAGAAUUCAAGUGUAAACAUAAUAGAGAUUUAACUCAAAAUAAACGUAGUCUUUGUCGUUUACGUACUGCUUGUGAACGUGCUAAAAUUACUUUAUCGUCAUCAUCUAUAGCAUCGAUUGAAAUCGAUUCAUUAUAUGAUGGGAUUGAUUUUCAUUCAAAAAUAUGUCGUGCUUGGUUUGAAGAACUCAAUGCUGAUUUAUUUUGUUCAACACUUGAACUAGUUGAAAAAGCUUUACGUGAUGCUAAAAUAGAUAAAGAUAACAUUCACGAUAUUAUUCUUAUUGGUGGCUCAACACGUAUUCCAAAAGUACAACAACUUUUACAAAACUUCUUCAAUGGAAAAGAAUUAAAUAAAUCAUUGAAUCCAGACGAAGCCGUCGUCUAUGGUGCUGCUGUUGAAGCAGCUAUUUUAACUGGUGAUUAUUCCGAGAAGGUUAAAGAUCUAUUGCUACUUGAUGUUACAUCCUUGUCAUUGGGUAUUGAAACAGAAGGUGGUGUGAUGACAGUAUUAAUCAAGCGUGACAGAUCAAUGACGAACGAUAAUCAUUUAAUGGGUAGUUUUGAACUUUCUAAUAUUCUACCAGCACUUCGUGGCGUACCACAGAUUGCAGUUACAUUUAAUAUUGAUACAAAUAGUAUUUUAAAUGUUUCAGCUAUGGAUAAAACUUCUGGAGAAGAAAAGAAAAUUAUAAUAACUAAUGAUAAAGUACGUUUAUCUAAAGAUGAAAUUGAACGUAUGAUUGUUGAUGCUGAAAACUAUAAAAAAGAAGAUGAAAUACAACGUGAUCGUAUUGCAACUAAGAAUUCAUUGAAGUCAUAUUGUUUUAAUACGAAAACAAUGAUUAAUGAUGAAAAAUUAAUAGAUCGAAUUAAUGAUUAUGAUAAGAAGAAAAUAACUGGUAUUAUUGAAGAUGCAUUAAAAUGGGUGGAAAUAAGUCAACUUGCUGAAAAAGAAGACAUUGAAUAUAAGUUGAAGGAAGUUGAAAAAAUAAUAUGUACAUCACUAAUAUCAAAAGUUCGUCAAGAUGAAAAUGGUAUUGGAAAAAUACCAGAAAGACUUUCUGGUGGUUCAACAGAUAUGGCUACUAACAAAAAUAAAAUGACACGUAUUGUGUGUAUUAGUGAUACACACUCACGGUAUGGAUUCGCACUUCCGGGUGGUGAUAUUCUUAUCCAUGCAGGCGAUUUUUCGAUGUCAGGCGAGCAAAGUGAAAUUGAAAAUUUCAUAACGUGUCUCAAAUCUCUUACUCAAUAUAGAUUGAAAGUAUUCGUUGCAGGUAAUCAUGAUGUGACUUUGGAUCCAACUUUUUACAAGGAAAAUUGGGAACGAUGUCAUCAUGAUCAAAAACAAAAUUGUGAACUUAUUAGGCGGCUUUUACGUGAUCCAUUGUUAGCAAUCAAUUAUGGGAUUAUUUAUUUGGAAGAACAACAAUUCGUCGACAAUGUCACUGGUUUGAAAUUUUACGGCAGUCCCUACCAAGCAGAAUAUAAUAAUGGGGCCUUUAAUUUGCCAAUCAAUAGUAUCGAAAUUAAAGAAGCUUGGUCUCAAAUUCCAAAAGAUGUUGAUAUUCUUAUCACACAUGGUCCACCUACAAAUAUUCUUGAUGAAAAUACUCGAGGCAUACAUGUUGGCUGUGCUCAAUUACUUGCACGUAUUAUUACUAACAAACCUCGUUUACAUGUCUUCGGUCAUAUUCACGAAGCAUAUGGACGAAUAGAUCAAGGUUCGACCAUAUUUGUAAAUGCAUCAAUCUGUAAUCUGAACUAUGAACCUAUCCAAGCACCGAUCGUAGUCGAUUUAUAA